Molecule: messenger RNA, 1401 nt
Organism: Paraglomus brasilianum
Lineage: Eukaryota; Fungi; Glomeromycota; Glomeromycetes; Paraglomerales; Paraglomeraceae
Source: the annotation of a GenBank genome assembly
AUGAGCAUAAUUGACACUCUGGGUAACACUGCCGGACUUGCAGUUGGAGCUAUCUCCAAUUUGAUUUUUAGUGAAGAGACCCACGGCGAAAAGUUGCAAAAAAACAAUCCACAUGGCUCAUUUGCUGAAACGAGAGAAAAUGUCCACGCUAAGUGGUUCGUUGACGGCAAAGAUUAUUUCUAUGCCGUUUCUGAGGCGCUCUCAUCAGCCAAAAAAGAAAUCUUCAUUGAAGACUGGUGGCUCUCCCCUGAAUUGUACCUCCGAAGACCACCUGCCAAGAACGAACACUUCCGUCUCGAUCGUCUUUUGAAGAAAAAGGCGGAAGAGGGUGUGAAAGUUUAUGUUGUCGUUUACAAAGAAGUAUCGCAGCUUUUAACGCUCAAUUCCGAGCACAGCAAGAUUGCGCUGCAAUCUUUACAUCCGAACAUUAAGGUUCAAAGGCAUCCAGACCAUGAUGUUGAUGGAACGUAUCUCUGGGCGCAUCAUGAGAAAAUGGUUGUUAUCGACAGACGCAUAGCUUUCAUAGGUGGCUUGGAUCUCUGUUUCGGGCGUUACGACACUCACAGUCAUCAACUCGCAGAUAACGCGAGAAUUUCAAACCACGUGGAAGUCUGGCCUGGACAGGACUAUUCCAACCCCAGAAUUCUUGAUUUUGCCGAAGUCAACAAAUGGACUAAACCUCUCAUUGAUAGGAAGGAGUUUGCUCGUAUGCCGUGGCAUGACGUGUCAAUCGGCUUUGUCGGCAAACCUGCCCUUGACGUGGCACGUCAUUUUAUCGAGCGUUGGAACUUUAUCAAAAAAGAAAAGGCCGAGAAUAGGCCAGAAUAUCCUGUACUUAUUGCCAAGUCUGAUGCUCAAUAUGCGCGUGAGCACAAAAAAGAGUACCCGACGGGUUUUGAAACCUAUGAGUACUUUGGUAACAAACACAGCGUGCAUCCAGAACAAGGAACAGUAAAAGUUCAAAUCCUUAGAAGCAGCAGUAAAUGGAGUCACGGUAUUGAAACUGAGCAUUCGAUUAUGAAUGCUUAUAUUAGAUUGAUCAGAGAAGCGAAACAUUUUAUUUAUAUCGAAAAUCAGUUCUUCUGUACUGCGACGAAAGCCAGUAACAGUUUCGCUGUGAAGAAUCUUCUUGGCCAGGAACUCGUUGAACGUAUUAAAAUUGCUCAUCAGAAAAAGGAAAAAUUUAGAGUAAUCGUUUGUAUGCCAUUAUUGCCAAGUUUUCCGGCUGAAGUUGACUCAAAUGAUGCGGCCACUCUUCGACUUGUUUGCCAUUAUCAAUAUCUCUCUAUUUGCCGUGGUGGCGAAUCUAUUUUUGAUGAACUUAAAGAGGCUGGCAUCAAUCCCGAGGAUUAUAUUCAAUUCUUUGCUCUUCGUUCGUACGAUAAAAUCAAUCGACAAGCU